This is a messenger RNA of Ceratotherium simum simum (southern white rhinoceros), 1731 nucleotides long. RefSeq names its product STARD3 N-terminal like (gene STARD3NL). Gene Ontology annotation, molecular function: cholesterol binding. Gene Ontology annotation, cellular component: endoplasmic reticulum-endosome membrane contact site; endoplasmic reticulum membrane; lysosomal membrane. NCBI's taxonomy places the organism in Eukaryota, Metazoa, Chordata, Mammalia, Perissodactyla, Rhinocerotidae. The record is from RefSeq and is a predicted model, not a curated record. Gene Ontology annotation, biological process: cholesterol transport.
CGUGCUGACGUCACGGGUCGGGUUCUCGAGGAGGUCCGAGGGCGACUGGCUCCGGGUGGUGGGCUGCGCGUCGCCUGCUGGGCUUGGUCUCGGGGCCCAGGUUCCGCUCCGCCGAGCCCCGCCCCUCCGCCCGCGAGGGCCCUCGCGGGCGUGACCACGGAGCCGCUGUCCCUGGGGCGGCCGGCCCGGAACCGCCCGAUGAGAUCUCUUCUCUCAAGGGAUGGUGAAGUUGGAAAAAGGCUCCUUUAAUCCUCCUCCAGGAUGAACCCCCUGCCACAAGACAUGGAGAAUGCUCUCACAGGGAGCCAGAGCUCUCACACUUCUUUGCGCAACGUCCAUACCAUCAACCCUACACAACUCAUGGCCAGAAUUGAGGCCUAUGAAGGAAGAGAAAAGAAAGGCAUAUCUGAUGUCAGGAGGACUUUCUGUCUGUUUGUCACCUUUGACCUCUUAUUUGUAACAUUACUGUGGAUAAUAGAGUUAAAUGUGAACGGAGGCAUUGAGAACACGUUAGAGAAGGAGGUGGUGCGAUAUGACUACUACUCUUCUUAUUUUGAUAUAUUCCUCUUGGCAGUUUUUCGAUUUAAAGUGUUAAUACUUGCAUAUGCUGUAUGCAGACUGCGCCACUGGUGGGCAAUAGCGUUGACGACAGCAGUGACUAGUGCCUUUUUACUAGCAAAAGUGAUCCUCUCAAAGCUUUUCUCUCAAGGGGCUUUUGGCUAUGUGCUGCCUAUCGUUUCAUUCAUCCUUGCCUGGAUUGAGACAUGGUUCCUGGAUUUCAAAGUGUUACCUCAAGAGGCAGAAGAAGAAAACAGACUCCUGAUAGUUCAGGAUGCUUCGGAGAGGGCAGCACUUAUACCUGGUGGUCUUUCUGAUGGUCAGUUUUAUUCUCCUCCUGAAUCUGAAGCAGGAUCUGAAGAAGCUGAAGGAAAGCAGGACGGUGAAAAACCACUUCUAGAACUAUGAGUACUACUUUUGUUAAAUGUGAAAAACCCUCAUUGCAAGUCACCAGAGGAAAAAAAGGCUAGAGAUGGGGUCUCCCUGUUGAAGGUUGAAAUGGUGACAUCCACUGCUGACUUCAUUGAAUGGCUAAUAAAGAAUUUAUUUACUGUAAUACCUCACAGACACUGUACCACAUCGAUAUACGUUUAGCAGCCUGCCUGUGGCUGCUAAGAUAACGAAAUGAUCCGUCGUGUGUUCAGUGAGACCGAGUCUGAUCUGUUAAUGAAUAGUUGCAGAAAAGUCUUGUGCUGUAUUCCUAAUCAGAAGACUUAUUAAUAUAUUGGAAUAACACUGUUUUAGUAAGCAGAGUAUCUUUUUAUUAUGAUUUGCAGAAUGGAAUUUUUUUGUUUCUUGUCUCAGAUUUCUUUUGUAUUUCUUUUUUAACACCCUAUAUUUCCCUUGUGUUUUUUAACUCAUGCACAUGCGCUCUUUGUACAAUUUUAAAAAGUAAUAAAAUCCAACAUAUCAAAAUGAUUAGUUUUAUUUUCUUUUGUGUUAUGUAUUUGGCCGAAAGUGUUGGAAUUACAAAAGGGGGACAAGGAGGGGUUGUGAAAACAUAUAAAAGAUCACCAGAAGUUUUCUAUUACUUUUAUCAUGAAAUAGUAUCUUCCUCCUAGAAGUAUGGUUCUGAAAUAGUCUGAGUACUCCUACUUUGAACCCACGCUGUGAAAUCAUUGCCAUCAUUAUCCCUUUGUGUUUAGCUAAUUUGAAUUAAAAUGAACUAAAUUA